Messenger RNA from Penicillium maclennaniae, 813 nucleotides. Its product is annotated as putative short chain dehydrogenase/reductase. Gene Ontology annotation, molecular function: oxidoreductase activity. NCBI's taxonomy places the organism in Eukaryota, Fungi, Ascomycota, Eurotiomycetes, Eurotiales, Aspergillaceae. The transcript has 4 exons. The record is from RefSeq and is a predicted model, not a curated record. The coding region runs from base 1 to 813 and encodes 270 amino acids.
AUGGGCUCUGAAAAUGUCAAAGGAAAGACCGCUAUUGUCACCGGUGGCGCAAAUGGCCUUGGAGAGGCAUACGUUCGCGCUCUUGUCGCAGCAGGUACCAAAUUCAUCGAGUGCGACACAACCAACUGGGAUGACCAAGUCCGUGUGUUUCAAGAAGCAGUUUUGUUUUCUCCAAAUGGCAAGAUAUCUUAUGUAGUCGCAAAUGCCGGAAUUCACCGUCAGGAUGAGGUAUUCUCAUAUGACGGCGAUGGCAACACGCCGAAAAAGCCAGAUCUCGCUACCAUCGACGUCAAUCUCAUCGGCACGUUAUACACCUCAAAGCUGGCAUCGCAUUACUUUAUCGCGCAGAACGGACAACAGCCGUCACCUUCACAGGAAGACACUUGCUUGAUCUUGGUCGGGUCGGGUGCGGCGUUUCUGGAUUGCCCACGAGCUCCUCAAUAUUGCGCCACGAAAUGGGCUAUGCGAGGUAUUAUGCAUUCUUUGCGGAGAACAGCCUUUUACUACGGGAGCCGCGUGAACGUCAUAUCGCCAUGGUAUGUCAAGACAAGAAUAUUAUCUGAGGAGGCAUUUGCGCACGUCACCAGCGUAGGUGUUCAACUUGCAGAAGCAUCUGAAGCGGGCGAUUGUCUCCUGCACAUUCUCAGGGACAGCUCUAUCAACGGUCGCUCUUUCUUUGUUUCUGGCAAGAAAUGGUCUCCGCAGGGAUAUAUAGAUCUGGAUCUUGAAGAUUACCGAGGGAACCCUUUACUUGAGAGUAUUCAAGAGGAUCAAGUCAAAUCGGCUCCCGUUGAGAUGGGGCUUUUCGUCUAG